Hibiscus syriacus is the source of this 3001-nucleotide messenger RNA. RefSeq names its product EIN3-binding F-box protein 1-like. Lineage: Eukaryota; Viridiplantae; Streptophyta; Magnoliopsida; Malvales; Malvaceae. Gene Ontology annotation, cellular component: SCF ubiquitin ligase complex. The record is from RefSeq and is a predicted model, not a curated record. The coding region runs from base 285 to 2216 and encodes 643 amino acids. Gene Ontology annotation, biological process: SCF-dependent proteasomal ubiquitin-dependent protein catabolic process. Gene Ontology annotation, molecular function: protein binding. The transcript has 2 exons.
CAUCAUAAAAACCAAUCGCUUUUCCUUUUCCCCUCCCAUCUGUCAUUGUUCUUCCUCCACAUUUUCCAUUUUUCUUCUUCUCUCUUUUUUUACCCUAUUUGAUAGGGGUUCCAUGUCCUAUCUCCAAUCUAUCUCAUGCAUCCGUGUCUUCAAUUUACAUACAUUGAAGUUUUAGCUUUCUUUCUUGUUGGGUCUCUCUCUUUUUUUUUUCCCUCUCUUAGGAGGGAUUUUGGGCGGCGAACUUUGCGAAUUUUACCUACCGGGGUUUUUUUUGAGCUGUACUCAUGUCAAAGCUCUUUUCUUUUAGUGGAUCUGAUGAUUUUUUCCCUGAGGGGUCGAUCUACCCAAACCCCAAGGAAUCAAAUCUCCUUUUGUCCCUUGGAAGUCAUGUGGAUGUUUAUUUUACCCCUUGUAAGAGGUCCCGCAUCAGUGCGCCUUUUGUUUUCUCCGGUGAGAGGUUUGAGCAGAAGCCAUCGAUCGAGGUUCUCCCUGAUGAAUGCUUAUUCGAAAUCUUCAGACGGUUGCCUGGAGGCCAAGAGAGGAGUGCCUGCGCUUGUGUUUCCAAGCGCUGGCUUACACUUGUAAGCAACAUCCGCAGAGGUGAAAUCAGUGACAAUACCACAGAUGCUUUGAAUCUCAAGGAUGUUGAUUCUGAGGUUGGAGAUCAGAAUCUCCAGGGAGAUGGAUACCUCUCUAGGAGUUUGGAAGGGAAGAAAGCAACAGAUGUUAGACUUGCUGCUAUUGCUGUCGGAACUGCUAGUCGUGGUGGAUUGGGCAAGCUUUUCAUUCGAGGAAGCAAUUCCAGCCGUGGAGUGACUACCGUGGGCCUAAGGGCCAUUUCCCGUGGAUGCCCUUCUCUGAGGGUUCUUUCUUUGUGGAAUUUGUCUUCUGUUGGAGACGAAGGGCUAUGUGAGAUUGCCGAUGGGUGUCACCAGCUACAGAAGCUUGACCUUUGCCGCUGUCCUGCUAUUACUAAUGAGUGUUUGCUCGCCAUUGCAAAGGGCUGUCCUGAUUUGACUGAUCUGACCAUUGAAGGAUGUGCAAACAUUGGAAAUGAAGGUAUCCAGGCUGUAGCACGCAGCUGUCCCAAUCUAAAGUCUCUUUCAAUUGAAGGUUGUCCCCUUGUUGGAGAUCAAGGAAUUGCAAGCCUGCUGACAUCGGCCUCAUAUUCCCUCACAAAAGUAAAACUUCAGGCAUUGAACAUUACCGAUGUCUCUCUUGCCGUAAUUGGACACUAUGGCAAGGCAGUGACCGACCUUUAUCUCACUAGCCUUCCAAAUGUUACCGAGAAGGGCUUCUGGGUAAUGGGUAACGGUCAUGGGCUACAGAAAUUGAAGUCUUUCACAAUUAAAGCCUGCCUUGGAUUGACGGAUUUGGGACUGGAAGCUGUUGGUAAGGGUUGCCCAAAUUUGAAGCAGUUCUGCCUCGGCAAAUGUGCUUUCUUAUCUGAUAAUGGGUUGGUGUCUUUUGCCAAAGCAGCGGUUUCACUAGAGAGCUUGGAACUGGAGGAGUGCCACAGGGUUACCCAACUUGGGUUUUUUGGUUCCCUUCUUAACUGUGGUCCAAAGUUCAAGGCUAUUUCUCUUGUUAAUUGCUUGGGUAUCAAGGACCUAAGCUUGGGAUUGCCUCCUCUAUCCCGUUGUGGAAACCUUCAAUCACUGUCCAUCCAUAACUGCCCUGGCUUUGGCAAUGCUAGCUUGGCUGCUGUGGGAAAGUUGUGCCCUCAUCUGCAGAACGUGGAGUUGAGUGGGCUUCAUGGAAUAACAGAUGCUGGGUUUCUCCCAUUGCUCGAGAGCUGUGAGGCUGGUUUGGUGAAGGUUAAUCUCAGCAGUUGUGCCAAUUUGAGUGACAAAGUUGUUUGCAAGAUGGCUGAUUUACAUGGGUGGACUCUAGAGAUGUUGAAUCUUGAUGGUUGCAAGAUCAGUGAUGCCAGUUUGGUUGCAAUUGCAGAGAACUGUCAGUUGCUCAGUGAUCUAGAUGUCUCCAAGUGUGCUAUCACUGACUCCGGAAUUGCUGCUCUGGCCUGCUCUGAUCUGAUCAAUCUUCAGAUCUUAUCUGUCUCUGGUUGCUCUAUGGUCUCAGACAAGAGCCUGCCAUCACUUGGAAAAUUGGGUCUGACCCUCCUGGGGUUAAACCUCAAGCAAUGCAAGGCAAUCAGCAGCGGUGUAGUCGACCUGCUUGUGGAGCGGCUAUGGAGGUGUGAUAUCCUUUUCUGAACAACACUGCAGUAUGGGAUUAUCAAUAACUGGGGUUUCGACCCACCAAGAAGAUUUCAUAAUAGCCUUCGUGAGUAGCGGAAGUUUGUUUUUGGGUCCAUCAGUUAUGGGUCUUCUACAGUCUGGAACUCGGACCCUUUUUCCAGGUGUCCGUAAUUUUUUUUUGCAGGUUUCUUUUCAUAAGAGAUCUGUUAUACCAGGUUUUUGAAUCCCAAUAAUGGGUGUUGGUUGCUUCAUGGCCUAACGUCCCUGAGAAUAUAAUUGCUGCUGGGUUCUGGAUUUUAGGGGUAUUUUUUUUUUCUUCAUGUUAAAAGGUUUCAGUUUGCUGGGUUUCUGGCGAAUGGUGUUUUUGCUUAGCCUUGUUCACUUCUUACUUGGGGUAAGCUUGUUGUACUAUUAUCGUCCACCAUUGGUUUUACCGAGUCUCACGUUUUUGAACUUAAUGUUCUACACGUGAUGGUUGGGUCUCUUUUUUGUUUACUUCAAUGGCGGAUUGAAAAUCUCGGGUCAUCGUAGUUGUGGUUUUGCUUUUGGCAGUUCAAAGUAAGUUUGAUGUCUAGCUUUUAUAGGCUUUGGCCAUGGCACCCGGUUUAUAUGGUCUGCCAUGACAGCUCUUGGAGCUGUUUUUUACAUUUUUACCAAGCCUUAGUUUUGCUGGUUUCAUCUUGUGCUCUGAACUGUACUGUGUAACCUCUCUCAACAAUGUAACGAGUAUUAGAUCCGCCAUUGGAGGUCUUGUAUGGUUCUGUUGCCCAUGAUCAAUAAACGUAAUCGAACUUUAUGUA